AUUGGUUUGAAAGAAUAUUCUAUAACAAUCUCCACUACGCAUGUUUGGUAAUUGGAGUGAUUGACAGGAUACGUGAAGGGUUUUUUUUGUUUUGUUUUGUUUUUCGUUGCACGUUCUCCGGUUAAUUGUAACACAGAAAGAUACCGUUUCGUAUUAGAUUUUGAUUUUUUCGGUGAAUAUUUUCGAGUUUAAUAUCUCAGAAUGUCUACCGGCUCAUAUUUUAUCGGAAACAGCACGGCUCCGAGGUCAAGUGGUUGGUGGAGCUAUGAUCCCGGAUUAUCUGUAAGAGACACCGCACCAGAAAAUAUUAAACAUCUUAUCUCUGACCACUGGUCAAAGUUUCCAGCGGUUAACCCUAUGUGGCAUUAUCUUUUAGGCCUCAUCUAUAUCGUUUUAGGAAUAGCCUCUCUUACUGGUCAGUCUGUUGUUCUUUAUUUAUUUGCCAAAACAAAACCUCUCCGGACACCCGCCAACAUGCUCAUUGUGAAUCUUGCGUUUAGCGAUUUCAUGAUGAUGAUAACACAGUUUCCGGUCUUUAUCAUCAACUGUUUAGGUGGAGGAGCAUGGCAGUUAGGUCCACUACUGUGCGAAAUAACUGGGUUCGCAGGAGGGCUUUUUGGAUAUGGAUCAAUCGUCACCUUAGCCGUGAUUUCCAUUGACCGAUAUAACGUCAUCGUUCGGGGAUUUUCUGCGUCACCUUUAACACACGCUCGAUCAGCCGUUUUUAUUCUCGUUAUCUGGGCAUGGACUCUAGGCUGGGCUCUUCCCCCUUUCUUUGGCUGGGGACGUUAUGUGCCAGAAGGAAUUCUUAAUAGUAG
This is a messenger RNA of Limulus polyphemus (Atlantic horseshoe crab), 818 nucleotides long. RefSeq names its product lateral eye opsin-like. Gene Ontology annotation, molecular function: G protein-coupled receptor activity. The record is from RefSeq and is marked provisional. Gene Ontology annotation, biological process: G protein-coupled receptor signaling pathway; visual perception. Gene Ontology annotation, cellular component: membrane. NCBI's taxonomy places the organism in Eukaryota, Metazoa, Arthropoda, Merostomata, Xiphosura, Limulidae.